Messenger RNA from Corvus hawaiiensis (hawaiian crow), 1687 nucleotides. Its product is annotated as arylacetamide deacetylase-like 4. Lineage: Eukaryota; Metazoa; Chordata; Aves; Passeriformes; Corvidae. Gene Ontology annotation, molecular function: hydrolase activity. The transcript has 4 exons. The record is from RefSeq and is a predicted model, not a curated record. Bases 365 to 1432 code for a protein of 355 amino acids.
UCUUCUCCAGUGUGAUAACUGCUGGCACAUUGCACAACAUUUCCAAUGACUUUAAAGUGAGUGACACCUGAAAGAUCUCUUGCAACUGGGACUGCUCCAAGCCUUACUGUUACCUUAAAAAGCCAAAUCCCAGAUAGGCGUGAAGACACGUCACCUCUGGAUAGGUGAAAUGGCAUUUUUUUAUCUGCUGCCAAUGAUACUACUGGCAAUUUUUGUUCCUUCAUUCAUAUCAGCAAUCAUAAGAACAAUUUAAACUGAGUAUGCCAAUUGCAGCAUCCCUCCUGGAGUGAGCAAUCCUGGAAAACUUUGACUUAUUGUUGCUGUUUUGAUUGUUACAUCUACUCUGGGCAGGAUUUUUGAGAAGAUGGAGCUGUGCAGCAGCCUGGCCUUCAAGCGCCGCGUGUUCUCCGGGUGGCGGCCGGGCCCGGCGCGGGGGUGCGGCGGGAGGACGCGCGGCUCGGGCUGUACCGGCCCCGCGCCCCGCCGUGCUGCUCUUCCACGGCGGCGGCUGGAUCUGCGGCACUCUCGAUUCCCAGAAAGGAUCUGCCAGUACAUUGCCAAGGAAAGCAGCUCGCUGGUGGUGUCUGUGGGGUACCGUUUAGCCCCUGAGCACAAAUACCCCGCUGCAUACGAAGACUGUCUGAACGCCACCCAGCACUUCCUGCAGCACCUGGAGCACUACGGCGUGGAUCCUGCUCGGGUCAUUGUCUGCGGGGACAGUGCUGGGGGCAACCUGGCAGCUGCUGUGAGCCAGACCCUGGCAGGCAGGUCAGACUUCCCCAAACUCCGUGCUCAGAUCCUGAUCUAUCCAGGCCUUCAGGCGCUGGACUUCAAUUUGCCAUCUUAUCAACAAAAUCGGGGAGUCCCUCUGUUAUUCCGGGAACGUGCUGCUUUCUUUGCUUUGCUGUACAUACAAGGGAACACAUCAAAUCUGGAAGAGGUCUUGGAGGGCUCUCAUAUUCCUCCAGACCUGAGGCUGAAGUAUAGGAAGUGGGUGAGUCCAGACAACAUCCCUGAAAAAUUUAAGGUCAAAGGCUACAAACCGCACAAGCCCUGUGAAUUCAAGCCUGAAGUUUUUGAGAAAGUGAAGAGAUUCUCUGAGCCCAUGCUGUGCCCGCUGCUGGCUGAAGACACAAUUCUUCAGCAGCUGCCAGAAUCUUUCAUCCUGACCUGCGAGUAUGACGUGCUGAGGGAUGAUGGCUUGUUGUACAAGAAGAGGCUGGAGGACAACGGGGUUCGAGUGACCUGGUGCCACCUCGAGGAUGGAUUCCAUGGAAUCAUAAACCUAUUUGAAUAUUGUGGUUUGUCAUUUCCAUCUGGGAAAAGGGGAUUGGACAAGGCUGUUGCAUUUAUAAAAGGCCUGCAAAAAGAGCUCUCCCUCAUUAUGCUUCUCCCACUAAUGUCUCUGCUUAGGCUCCCACACCUCAGGUAGUGCUGGUCAGUAAGGAUGUGACACUUUUUGAUGUGUAAAACAUUAAUUCUGAUAUCCAUUAACUUCAGAUUAACACAUAUCUUUUCUUCAUGAGACUCCUGACAGUUCAAUCUUUACAAUUUUUCUACAUGCUGUGUUUUUUUCAAAUUGGCGUAUGAUUGAUUCCUUAUCUUAAAUUACUAAAUUAUUUAUUCCUAUAUGUUAUAAACAUAUAUUAUAGUAUUGGCUUCUCGCAAAGUAUUAAGGUAGAUAUUA